AUGCGCAGUAAAAACGAAGCUUAUGAUAACCUCGGGUUUAUGAAGGUAUUGCAAUGCAAAUUAUCCCUCCUCUCACCCACCCUCUACCCAGUGACAGGUGUUUGCCGCCCAGGGGAGCUCCUGGCAAUCAUGGGGGCGUCAGGUGCCGGCAAAACGACGCUCCUAAACUGUCUCACCUUCAGGAGCGACGAGGCCCUCAAGAUCAAAGGUAAACUCUAUGUCAACGGGCGCCAGGUGACCCCGAACCUCCUGACGAGCCGUUCCGCCUACGUCCAGCAGGAGGACCUCUUCGUCGGUACCCUGACCGUUAAAGAACAACUCACCUUCCAGGCAUAUCUGAGAAUGGGCAGCGGUGUAUCUGAUCGGGAUCGCAAGGCGAGAGUAGAAGAAGUCAUGAUGGAACUUAAUUUAGUGAAAUGUGCAAACACACUGAUCGGGUACCCGGGCAAACUGAAGGGUAUCUCUGGAGGAGAGACGAAGAGAUUCGGCAUUUUAGCCUGUGAGGUCGUGACUGACCCUCCGCUUAUGUUCUGCGACGAACCGACGACUGGCCUGGACUCCUUCAUGGCCCAGAAUAUCGUGGAAGUGAUGAGGAAUUUGGCCCACAAGGGCAAGACCAUCAUUAGCACCAUCCACCAGCCAAGUUCUGAGGUAUUUGCCCUGUUUGACCGCGUCUUGUUGAUGGCUGAAGGAAGACCUGCAUUUUUGGGUUCGACAGAGACCGCUCUUCAGUUCUUUGCUGGAAUGGGCAGGGUCUGUCCCGACAGCUACAACCCAGCCGACUUCUUCGUCGGCAACUUAGCCAUCGAACCGGAGAAAGAAGAAGAAUGUAGGCAGUUCGUGGAGAAUGUCUGCGACGCCUUUGGGAAGAGCUCCUGGGGCCAGGCAGUUUCCGAAGCGGCUGCAGGCAAUUCUCGAGCCUCGACAAGAAAUGGAGGACUUCAGGAUCUGAACUACCAAGUGCAGGAAGCCAAGUCACCUUACAAAGUGGGCUGGUGGUCCCAGUUCAAGCCUGUACUGAGUCGAGCAAUCACAGAGUACAUCAGGAACAUUAUGGCCGUCAGGGUGAACAUUUUCCAAGCAGUCGUGAUCGGUCUUCUCAUCGGCUUAAUCUACCUCGACCAAGACCUGGACCAGAUGGGCGUCCAGAACAUCAACGGGGCUUUGUACAUCAUGAUCACCCAGACCAGCAUGCGUAGCCUCUUCGGCGUCGUCAAUGCAUUCUGCGACCAGCUGCCGAUCUUCCUGCGGGAACACUUCAACGGGAUGUACCGAACGGACGUCUACUUCUUGGCGAAGAACGUCGCCGAGCUGCCGACGAGCAUCGUCAUACCGACCCUGCUCAUCAGCAUCGCCUACUUCAUGGUCGGGAUGAACCCGCUGGUGGGGAAAUUCUUCACAGCGUUGGCAGUCCUGGUCUUCGUCAGCAACACUGCCACAUCUUUCGGUUUCAUGCUCUCCUGCCUGGCUCCGAACCCCAAAGUCGCCCUGGGUAUGGGCGCCUUCGUGCUCAUUCCUCUCAUGGUCUUCGGAGGCUUCCUCUUGAAUUCAGACACCGUCCCUGUCUACUUCAUCUGGAUCAAAUACAUCUCGUGGUUCAACUACGCGAACGAAGCCUUGAUCGUCAACCAGUGGGAGGGCGUCACCAACAUCACGUGUCCCUCAGGAUCGGCCACCUGCAUGGGCGACGGAGAGGCCGUUAUCGAGUCCCUGGGAUACGAAGAGGGCACCGUUGGAUUCAACAUCGGCAUGCUAUUCGUACUGAUGAUCUCCUUAAGGAUCUUAGCCUUCCUCUUCCUGCUUAGGAAGACAUCAAGGAAAUCCGUCGAGAAUUACGAAUGAAUAAGAAAAAUUAAUACGUGGCUGCUAGACAAAAUUCGUCAAGAGCUACGAAAAAUGGUUGAAGUGGAUCCGUCAAGAAUUCGCGAUAAACAAGAGGAAAUAGUCAGCAAGAUUUGGAGAAAAUACUUGAAAAACCAAGAACCAAAUAAGAGAAAUUCCUAUUUGAAUUAUGGGUAUAUACCAGAAAACAAUUAAUGUCUUCAAAAAAACCGCACGGACUUAUGAUUUGGUAAAAAAUAUUAGACGAAAAUUUUGAGACAAUCUACCAUGAAUGAUGGAAAGAUGAACAGGUGGAAAGCAAUUUUGCAGACUUUAAUAAAAAAAAGAAAAGUCCGUUGAUUUCAGUAAUUCAUCCUCUAAGACUAAAACUCGGAAAAAAGGAUGCUGAUAUAGGUUCUCUUAUUUUGUUAAAGGUAAAAUGAACGUAAAAUUGCGAAAAAAACUUCAACAUUUUAAACUUCUGAACAUAAAGUGAAACUAAGAAAUGAUUAAUAUUGUGAACGCACGUCAGUCCAUUCUCCAGCAUUGUAAUUACCAACACAACAGGAGAAAGUGUGAUUGUCCCUUGUAAUGGAACUAAAACCAGCGCCCAUGAAAAGUCUUUGAUCGCUUUGUUCAGAGCACAAAGAGUGCAAAGGGAUAAACCAGCAUUUAAUAUUCAAACUUAUUUGUUUUAUACACUGCCAUCCUCCACAAACUUACGAAUUUAAAAAAAAUGCACAAAGUAGGUAAAAUAAAGAGGCAUUUUCGAAAGGAUAUGAUCUCCUUAUUAUUAUUAUCAUUAUUAUUGUUUGAUGUUAGCCUUGUGAUUAUCUUUUGUUUGCUUGUAUGGUGUUUUUACGUUGCAUGGAACCAGUGGUUAUUCAGCAACGGGACCAACGGUUUUACGGGACUUCCGAACCACGUCGAGAGUGAACUUCUAUCACCAGAAAUACACAUCUUUUACACCUCAAUGGAAUGCCCGAGGAUCGGACUCGCGGCCACCGGUGAUUAUCUUUUGUUCGUUAACAGUACUAAAAUUUCAAGAGCAACA
Molecule: messenger RNA, 2875 nt
Organism: Macrobrachium nipponense
Lineage: Eukaryota; Metazoa; Arthropoda; Malacostraca; Decapoda; Palaemonidae
Product: protein white-like
Exons: 14
Coding region: 1-1842 (613 amino acids)
Biological process (GO): transmembrane transport
Cellular component (GO): plasma membrane; cytoplasmic vesicle membrane
Molecular function (GO): ATP binding; ABC-type transporter activity; ATP hydrolysis activity
Source: RefSeq, a predicted model, not a curated record